This is a messenger RNA of Brugia malayi, 1566 nucleotides long. Its product is annotated as F-box domain containing protein. The record is from RefSeq and is a predicted model, not a curated record. The transcript has 11 exons. The coding region runs from base 1 to 1566 and encodes 521 amino acids. Lineage: Eukaryota; Metazoa; Nematoda; Chromadorea; Rhabditida; Onchocercidae. Gene Ontology annotation, molecular function: protein binding.
AUGUUGCCACAGUCGAUGAAAAGAUCGAGACAUAUUCGUUCAAUUGAUGACAUUCCAGUGGAAGUAUUGCUCAUGAUUUUUAGACGAUGCGAACCACUGGCUUGUUUUCGAGCUCGUUUAGUUUGUCGCCGCUGGCGUACUGUAAUUGACAAAAUGGAUAAAGAAAGUCGUGAAGCAAUUCUUGGCGAAGGACAAGCCCGUUUGUAUAUAUGCGAUCGACGACGAGCCAUCCUAGAAAAGUUCAGCAGUCUUCCGUCAUGUUCCAACUCUGUCACUGAGCUAAUAACAGCACGUAAAUCCGUUUUUCAUGCGGAUUGCUACGCACAUACUGCGUUCAAUAACUGGACCUAUCGUUUCGACAUGACGGAAUGGACACGUAAUUUCGAUAUCAUUGAGGUGUGGGUGCAAAAUUUUGGCGCUUUUCUGGAACGUGACCAGGGAUGUCUAAUUUUUGAUAAUGCAAUAGCUCUUCCGGCGUUAUGCAAUCAAGCAGCAAAUAUUAAUUCAGAAAAUAAAAUUUCUUUCAGUGCUUCUUCGCCCACAUCUCGUGCAUCAUCGCAAUCACCACAUGCUUACCGAAGUGGUGGAAGUUCAUCUGGAUCGUUUUCAUACGCUGCCAGUGUGCCAUAUAAUUUACUUCCGUCAAGUCAGAAGAAAUCUCAGAUUAUACCUAGCGUUGCAUCCACUGCUAUAUUAAGCGAAAGUAUGAGCGCUGAAUUAACGAGACUUUCUGACGGACGUUUUGAGAGACUUGCUGAGCAAUUGCACCAAAUUCAUCCACUUCAUCUGAUUUUCCAUGAUCUGUCAUGGUAUCAGAAAAGACCGACAUUGCUUUUGUUUUGGUUUUUAAAGAAGUUGCCAAACUUACGUCGUUUGACUCUUCAUUCAGUUCGAGGCGACCAAAUGAUCGAGUUACAUAGGGUCUUCUGUGUAGAUGGAAUUGAUGAAUUGAAUAUUAUUCAACCGACUUAUAAUGCAUGCAUUAUUGUUAAUGAAGGCAUUUUCGAUGCAUUUCUGCAAGUAAACAGUCCAAUACGUCGAAGAUUCCGUUUGCGCAUCACUGGUAAAACUGACAUUAAUGCUUCCACUCUUUGCAAUUUCAUCCGUAAAUGGCGAAACCAUCGAGAAAUCGUACCAUUCCAUAGCAUUCUCAUUGAUGAAGCAUGUGUUUCAUCAUCGGAAUUCGUUCAUGCAACAAAAUGUCCAGGAUGUAGUAAUUGCGGUGGUGAGGUUCUACGACAUAAGUCAAACGGUACCACCUGGAAUACCAAGCAACUUAUUUUCCGACAUCGUAAAUACAAUGUUUGGAUUAAUUAUAAAUCUGAGAGCGGAUAUCUUAUAUUCACCUAUUACAAUCCUAAAGACAGCAACCAUUUUACGGUGAAAACAGUGGAACCCGAAAGCACCGUUGUUUCAUUCUACUCGUCUGCACCAAUAUCUCUAGAAAAACCGGAAGAAAGUGAUAUAGCUGAUCGUACUUGGUCACUAUUCAAGAAACCAGCGACUGCUGUAGAUGAAUUAACAGUGUUACAACGAAUCUUCGCUUUGAUUAGAAGCAGUGCUUAA